CGCCUUUGUCGUCUUCUGCUCGGGAGCGGGAGCGCGCCGCGGACACGCGCUCGCCUCGUGUAACGACGGAGGAUCAGUCGCCAUUUCCCGUUUCCCUCUCGAAGGUCGAAGCUCCUACACUUUACAGGUUUACAGUUUACAGGUGGGACCAGUGCUUGACGUGAGGCUCAACCAUGGUGAAGAUAUUCAUUGGGAACUUGGCGCCAGAGACCACGUCAGACGAAGUUCGCUCUCUCUUCUCUCAGUACGGCAAGAUAGCAGAAUGCUCUAUAGUGAAGAACUUUGGCUUUGUCCACAUGGACAGCCAGACGGAGGCGGAGGAGGCCAUCCGAAACCUCCACCACUACGAGCUGAACGGCCAGCCCCUGAACGUAGAGUUAAGCCGGGGCAAGUCCAGAGGAUCCACCAAGCUGCACGUGGGCAACAUCGCAUGCACCAAUCAAGAGCUGAGGGCCAAGUUUGAAGAGUACGGCGCGGUAGUGGAGUGUGACAUUGUUAAAAAUUAUGCUUUUGUUCACAUGGAGCGCAUGGAGGAUGGCCUGGAAGCUAUUAAACAAUUGGACAACACAGCAUUUAAAGGCAAACUGAUGAGCGUGAAGCUUUCUACUAGCCGCCUGCGUACCGCGCCGGGAAUGGGAGACCGAUCGGGUUGUUAUCGUUGUGGGCAAGAAGGCCACUGGUCCAAAGAAUGCCCCCUAGACCGAAACGGCUACCACAGAAACGGCUCAGAGCCAAAGUCUGAUGGAUUUGAGGCUUCGAGAUUCGGUGGGCACGGCCACGCCGCGGGUUAUCCGGACUUCAGCGGCGAGCCAGAUUACGGCGGCGGCUUUGUACCCGGUUUUUCCCGGGGUGCCGGUCACAGCACGAGCAUGGCAGGUUUCAGAGGAGGUACGGGCUAUGAGGGCGCAAUGAGAUACGGCACACAACCAGGUUACGGCAUAAGCGCUGCCGCUGACCCUAACAUGGCUCGGAUGUACGGCAGCGAGGGGGCAUACCGGAACAACGGCUCGCUCUAUGGCGCGGUACCAGCCUUGUCGAUGCGACGGUCGCCUUAUGAGGAAAGGGAUCCGUACGGGGUCGUGGACUACUACGAGAAGUACAGGGCCAAUACUUUCGGAGGCGGUUAUUUCGAGGAGCGCCGGGGUGCCCCCAUGCCACCUCCACCAACCACCUCCUCUGGAGCCAUGAGAGAGCGCCUGCCCCCCUCUAGCGUCGAGUCAUACGAGUGUACCCCCCUCCCUGCUCCACCAGCGCCAGUCUCAUACUACGCACGUGACCGGAGUCCGAUACGGAGAGUCGCCGGCGAGGCCGGCGGAUAUUCAUAUGAGCGCUCGCGCCUGUCACCGGGGACCGCCCUUCCAAGAACCUCUACCUUCGACCAGUUGCGGGAUGCUGGCGCCGAUCGGGCACGGUAUACAUACUGAUCUGGGUCUAGUCCAGGUAGACGACGACGACGGCUGGCUAACGUCAAGCAGGUAGAAUAGCCCAAGUGCCCGCUGAAAUCACAGAAAGAUUCAAACAGUAGUGGAACAGCAAUGAUUAUGGCAACAAUGAGUCCUUUCCAUCACACUAUCCAAAAAAAAGCAUCUCGGUGUGAUGGGAUUCAUAUUAUGAUUCCAUGCUAGUUUAUUCUUAGGUGGAGUUCAAUUAAAUGGUACAAUUAACUACGUCCCAUUUCCUUGUUUACCUGUUGUGCUAUCUGUGCUGUUCUGAGAUGAUUUCGCCUGCAUUUAAUUGCAGGUACCAGGUUGACCCACAACCUGGUUCCAUUCAUAAUAUGGUAAGAGCUGAAUUUUAGCCCUUUUUGAAAGGAGAUAUAUGUUAAUAUGCUUUUGAAAAAAAAUUGGUGCACUGUGCAUGUUUUAAGUAAGUCUGCAUUAAUUAAACUGAGAUUUUUGUUUAGCAAUUUCCACUUGUUAGAUUUGCAUUGUAGUCAAUUUUGUGUUAGUCAAAACUCACAUUGUUACUGAAUAUAUUUAAAGGAACAGCAGAUCAAAUCCUACUGCUUCUUCUGAUACUAGCAAAGAUGGACCUCUGCAGAGGUCAGGAUACUUUUCUGGGUGGGGGCCGGGCAUAUUAAACAGUUUGUGAAGUCGUUUUGAAGAACCCUUUUUGUAUAUAAAUAUAAAGCUACAAUGUGUUUUUUUUUUUUUCAUUUAAACAAUACUUUUUGAUUUCUGUGAUUGUGAGGUUUGAAAUCAUCUUGUAAUGACACGAGUCAUCCUCCGAUGCCGAUUCUGUCUAGUUUCCACAGUCUUUUUGGUUAUAAUUAAAAUCUCUGUAAAAUAUGAAA
Molecule: messenger RNA, 2293 nt
Organism: Cololabis saira (Pacific saury)
Lineage: Eukaryota; Metazoa; Chordata; Actinopteri; Beloniformes; Belonidae
Product: RNA-binding protein 4.1-like
Exons: 3
Coding region: 174-1424 (416 amino acids)
Biological process (GO): mRNA splicing, via spliceosome
Cellular component (GO): nuclear speck
Molecular function (GO): zinc ion binding; mRNA binding
Source: RefSeq, a predicted model, not a curated record